Molecule: messenger RNA, 5630 nt
Organism: Pangasianodon hypophthalmus (striped catfish)
Lineage: Eukaryota; Metazoa; Chordata; Actinopteri; Siluriformes; Pangasiidae
Gene: maml1
Product: mastermind-like transcriptional coactivator 1
Exons: 5
Coding region: 1720-4785 (1021 amino acids)
Biological process (GO): positive regulation of transcription of Notch receptor target; Notch signaling pathway
Cellular component (GO): nuclear speck; nucleoplasm
Molecular function (GO): transcription coactivator activity
Source: RefSeq, a predicted model, not a curated record
AAAUAAAUAUAUUUUAUAUUAUUUCUAUAUUAAUCUGGGAUUACCAAAAGCUUUAUCUCUUUCGUUUGAAAAAAUAAUAUAGUUUUUCCUGAUGAACAUUUCACACAAACCCUUUAUUAUAUUUGAAAACACCACAAUAAUGCACUUUUAUCAUCCGCAGCCGUUUGCAGUGGAAACUACAUGAAACUGCGUGACAGUCGCUCGUGCGUUUCCUACGAUAGUGGAAUGUUUUUUUCCGAGAGUGUCGCGCGUCACUGAGAUACCCUAUUCUGAUUGGCUACUUGGACUGCUCAUCAGCGAAAGAAGGCGGGGAAAAGCGUGCGGCUCGUGACGCUUUUCUGAAAAAAAAAAAACGAGAAGAAAAAGAAAAAAAACUUGUUACAAGAUGGCGACGGCGAACUGCUUGUACACUGGAAAACAAUAGAAACAGCAGAGUGAGAGGAGAGUUUAUUUGGGUGCAGCUGCGUUUUGUUUUCGCUCUGUUUGUUAGACACGGGCUCGGUGGUGGUUGUUUUGGGCUGUGAGUAACUUUUACUGCUCGCUAUCGCUGAAAGUGAUUUAUUUAUUCCAGCAUGCUUUGUUAUUAGGGCUAGUUAGCGCUAGCCUGCUAGCUUAGCUACAUCCGUAGCUUUGCUCAGUACUAUCUAGCUCUAUAGAUUUAAUACAGGUCAGCUGUUAGCCAGCUAGCUAAUUUUUAAAAAAAAGUUGUAAAAGUGGAUAACUUUGUGCUUUAAUUCUUUAAUGGCUGAGACGCUUUUUUAUUGGGUUUUACACGGCAUGGUUGUUUGUGUCAGAAAUGUUGUAGGUCUGAAAGUUUGACUGAGAGAGAGAGAGAGAGAGAGAGAGGGAGAGAGACAGAGAGUUCAUUCGGCUGUAAGGAGGCUAAGUUGGGGAAAAGUCUUUACAAGAGGAACGCUAUCAUCCCAAAACCUCCUCACAGGACAUGAGAGACAAAACAACACUCGUGUAAUUUUCUCCACUCAAAGCUAGGUUUUAUUUCUGGUGACUGGCAGCAUCACUCUUGUCUAGUCAGCUGGUUUAAGAAAUAAACCUGAUUGCUUUUGAUGAUCCUGUAGUCUGAGUAAACCGAGUCCACUUCUGCACACAGAGAGAAAGUUUUUACCCCCUAGCUCAAAAGCUCAUGCUCUGUAAUCCUGGUGCUACUGAAGGAAAGUGUAUUCUCGGAUGGACUUCAGGUUGUAAAACUUAUUUUGUCUUUCUUUUGGUGCGGCUGGAUGUAUAACUUUUUACCAGCGAGAUGCCAUGGAUGUUAGAAAAGUCUGCAUUAAAUAAAAUGCAAAGUACUUUUGGAGUAAAACUGGCUUGUUAGUUUAGUGGAUUUGUGUUGAAAAGUCGUGAGCGUUUUUUGGAUGGAAAAUCUGAUUUCUGCUUUUUUGUCGCUGUGAUUUGUGUAAGUGUGUGUGUGUGUGUGUGUUUGUGAACUCAGACUGCCCUGAUAUUUAACUGCAAAUCGCUGAACUAUGUCGGAUUUGUUGUUGUUGUUGCUAGUUGACAAAUAUAUUGACUAAAAUGGAGGCAGUUGAGGGUGUUUUGUAAAAAAAUAAAAAAAUACAAUAAAUAAAAAAAGGUGAAAGGGUGUGGGGUCCCAGUCGCCCACACGCCGACAGGGGAAAUAAAGAGGCAGCUGAAGUGAGCGAUAUUGAAGUUUAGGGGGAAAUAAGGCGUCUCGGUACCGGGUUGAGGUAGCGGCUGAGCGCCAUGGCGGAUUAUGUGGUGUCGCGGCACAGCGCGGUGAUGGAGCGGCUCCGGCGGCGCAUCGAGCUCUUCCGGCGGCAUCACAACAGCUGCGAGAGCCGCUACGACAACACGGCCAUGGAGCGCCUCGAGCUCGAGAGGCAGCAAACUUUCGCCCUGCACCAGCGCUGUUUGCAGACCAAAGCCAAGCGCUCCAACAAGCACCGGCAGCCGCAGACGGGGAGCGAGCAGGCGGCGCAGAGAGGCACCGGGAGCGCGGAGAGCGCGGAGGGAGGCGGCGGUGGCGGUGGAGGAGGAGGAGGAGGAGGAAGCGCGCCUGGAGAGCAGAGCCGCAACAGCACUCUGAUCGCGCUGCAAGAGACAGUGAAGAGGAAACUGGAGAACGCCAGCCCUCCUGGUGGCCGUGACCAGGUAAAUGGAUUCAGUGAUGGUUACCCCCCAGCCAAAAAGUCCUGUUUGGGGGAUGCUUUGGGUAGUCUGAACGGGUCGUCAAAUGGUGCCAUGCCCCCUCUUUCACCCAUGGACACCAAGCAUGGUGUGACUGCUGACUUGGCGCUAAAUGGUGCACCAGCGGUGGGUAGUGCUGAGCAAAAUGGCAUCACUCUAGCCACUGAAUCUGACAUCCGUCUGAAGGAGCUGAAGCAAGAGCCCAUGGAUGACAUCCUGCCUGCCGGUGGGGGCAACGGCAACAUCAUCCUGCCUGACCUCAACCUGAAUGAACAGGAGUGGACUGAGCUCAUGGAGGAGUUUAAUCGCUCUGUGCCUUAUGAAGAAAUCCAAGAGCUCUUCAACGAUGGCUUUGAGGACCGCAAGGAAUCCGAGGUGCCAUCUGGCACUGUGGCACCUGCCAGCCUCCUCCCUACAGAUCUUGCUGGCACGGUUAAGGCAGAGUUUUCCCCAGCCCCAGCCUCAGCCUCUUCUGCCUUUGACCAGGACGCGCGCACUGGGUCACCACACAUCCCGUCCACCUCAUCUGGGCCUCCAAUGCAUGCCAGCUCCCCAAUCAUGCCGCCAGCAUCUGCCUCCUCACCUGCUCUGUCUGGACACCAACAUACGCAGCAGCAGCCUAGCCAGCCCAGGCCACUGCAAAACAACUUGAUGCCACCCAAAGACUUGUCGCCGGCGCAGCAGCUGCAGCAGCUAGCUGCCCGGGAGCAACAAAGAGCACAGCUCAUGCAGAACCAGCAGCACCAGGCCCAGAAACAGCAGAAACAACAGCAGCAGGCACCCAAAUUUCACCAGCAGUCCAAUCAUCCCUCCGCUUGGCAGAGUGCCCCCCCUAAUCAGAGUCCACUAGGAGGUGGCACGUUUGGCCUGGAGAAGCCCACUAGCCCUUCACUCUACCCUUCAGACUUCCAGAAUCCCAAGUCCCUCCUCAUGCCUGGCCAGCAGCCCAGUAAGGGCUCCCCAAAAGCCAGUGCCCCAGGAGCAUACAUGCAGCCCAGUGGGCACCCAAUGUUGGGUCAUGGUGCAGCUGCAUCUGGAGCCCUCAGCCUUCAACCAGCCUCUGGAGGCCAGACAGCCAUGUUGGACUACAACAACACCAAACCGCUGAGUCACUUUGAGGCUGGAGCACCAAGAGGCCCUGCGAAUACACAGAGCCAGAGCAAAGCAGCAAUGCUCAACCUCCUGCGCCAGCAACAGCAACACCAGCAGCAGCAGAUGAAGCAGAGGCCCACUGGCAUACUGCCGUACAGACCCACAACACAUCUGACACACUCGCAGGAUCCAGGUACUUACCCAUCUGCCCCUCACGUCCCGGGCCCUGGCGGUCCCAUGGUAACGCAGUCGGGUGGCAGUGGCAUGGCAGGUACCCACAAUAAUGCAGCGUAUCUGAGCGGCCUGCCGAAACAACAGCAAAUGCAGAUGAUGAGUCCACAGCAGAAACAGUUCCUCCAGAGACAGAUGAUGGCCGAGCAGGAGAAGCAGCGGCAGCAACAGGAGCAGCAGAUGCAGAGGCACCUAACCCGUCCACCACCUCAGUACCAGGACCAGCAGAACCCAUCUACCCAGCAAAACCCAUUCCAGCAGCAGCCGCAGGUCUCCCAGUUUCCAGGUUCGUCUCAGCCGAUGGGCAACGUGAACUCCCUUGGCGGCCCGGCUCCUGGUGUUCAACGCAUGUUUCCUCAAAAUCAAAGCAUGAUGGGAAUUGGUCAAGGGGGAGGUCCUGCCCCAGGCGCUCCUCCUGCAGCCAAUCAGGCAGAUCUGAGCCUAUCAUCUUGUGCAGGUGGGCUUGAGGCCCAGCAGGUUCUUUACGGAAACAUGCCUAUGCACCCGUCCCACGCCAACCAGCAGAGAAUGCCCGUUUCAGCAAUGCAGAACUACAGGCACAGCGUUCUAGCCCAGCAGCAGGCCCAUCUCAAGCAGCAGCAGCAGUUGGCUCGUAUGCCUAACAGUAUGCCCAACAGUAUGCCCAAUGCUAUGGCUAACAACAUGAGCUCCAUGCCCAGUUCAAUGCCCAACACCAUAACCAGCAAUAUCCAGGGUGCAAUGCCUCCACAGGCCCAGUCGUGGCAGCAGCAGCAUCCAGCUCUUCAGCAGGGCAUGGCUGGUCAGCCUAAUACCAACAACAGUGCCUUACCUGCUGGCUUUCCAAACUCUAGUUUCCACAUGCAGCCCAGGAUGACCAAGCUGCCCGGCAGUGCACCCUUCACCCAGGCUGGCUUGGGGAAUGGUGCAGCUGGCAGGGCUAUGGUGAGUAUGAACCCGGGGCAAAUGAUGCCUAAUAUGGCCCAGCAGAGAGCCAACAAUGCCACCAUGGCACAGCAGCAGCCUCAGCAAGGACAGCCAGCACCCCCUCAGUCACAGCAGGUCCUGCCUGACCUGGGGCCAUUUGGGCAGCCACAGGGCGGUCAGGUGCCUAACCGUACCGCAGGCAUGCAGUGCAACCAGGCCUACCAGGUCAACCGGACACCCAAUCAGCAGCUGCCGUUUGGAUAUAACGCCCAGUCAGGGGGCAGCUUAGCCAGCUUUCCUGGGGAGACUGACCUGGUGGACUCACUGUUGAAGAACCAGUCUACGCAGGAAUGGAUGGACGACCUAGAUGAGCUGUUGGCCAGUCAUCAGUGAUUGGCACUCAAACUAGAAACUGAGUGAUGUGGACAUUACUGACUGUUCUCUGGUCAGAACUGCUGUACUGUGUGUGUGGAUGUGUCUGAUAAAAGGAGUAUUGGGCACAAGAAGCCUGUGUGUAUUGAGUGUUCCUAGGGCUUUCAUGACAAUGUGUAAAGCUAAAAGAAAAAAAAAAAUUCUACUACUGAUCCUGUGGCUCAGUACUAAAACCACUGAAUCAUACCCAAAUUUGAUGGGUCAACACGCACACAAAUACACACUGCUUUUAUUUGCCUUCUUGCUGUUGAGGCUACAUACGUUUGCCAGAAUUGGUGCUUAUGUGCCUAAAAAGCUAGGUAUCCAGGCCAAGGCCAGGCUGAUGAAGUCUGCAUAUUUGAGAUGUUCAUGGACUGUAUUUGAGACCGUAGACUUGUACUGAGGGUAGCCACCUUCCUCUCUCUUUUCACUCAAUUCCCACAAGCCUUAGUCCUGAAUCCAUGGCCUUAAAUCAACUAUCAUACCCACACACAUCUGUGACUGAUUCCAAGACAGGGAGUUUAUUCUUUCUCCUGUUCAGUGUAUUCAUUUGGCAGUAGAGUUUGAAAUCUCUGCUUCUCAGUGAAUUCUCAGUGUGUACUGAGCGUCCCAAGUUUGUUGUUUGUUGUUUGUUCUGUUGGAAAUGAGAGGUUUAGGAAGUUGAUGAUUCAGCAUUAUGCUAAAACACUAAAAUGGACGUUAACACAAUUUCUGUUCAAUGUUACACUAAAUCAAAUGUUUUCCCUUUAAAGAAACAUUUCUAACCAAUCAGAUAGGGGAGAGGUGCCGUCCACUGAUGUCUUUUUUUUUUUUUUUUAAUUUUUUUU